Cuculus canorus (common cuckoo) is the source of this 3527-nucleotide messenger RNA. RefSeq names its product denticleless E3 ubiquitin protein ligase homolog (gene DTL). Gene Ontology annotation, cellular component: nucleus. NCBI's taxonomy places the organism in Eukaryota, Metazoa, Chordata, Aves, Cuculiformes, Cuculidae. The record is from RefSeq and is a predicted model, not a curated record. Bases 81 to 2288 code for a protein of 735 amino acids. Gene Ontology annotation, molecular function: protein-macromolecule adaptor activity; protein binding. The transcript is spliced from 15 exons. Gene Ontology annotation, biological process: mitotic G2 DNA damage checkpoint signaling; proteasome-mediated ubiquitin-dependent protein catabolic process.
UGGCGGGAGUUUGGUGGCGCGGGAUCUGUCUGUCCGUCUGUCUGUCUGUCUGUCCGCGCGCGGGCCGGCGGUCCUGGGCCAUGCUGUGCCGCGCGCUGCUCCGCCGCUCCCGCGCUGCCGAGACCAACGGUCAGUCCUCGCCGCUUCCUCUGGAGCACCUCUUGGAUACCUACCAGUGCAGCAAAGAAGAUGACCACCUGUCCUACGGGGAAAUGGGCAUGCCAGUCCCGCCUUUCGGCUGCAGUUUUUCUUCAGCCCCAAAUUUAGAGCACGUACUGGCAGUUGCAAAUGAAGAAGGAUUUGUUAGACUGUAUGACACUGAAGAUCAAACUACCAGGAAUCUCAUCUUUAAAGAAUGGCAGGCACACUCAAAUGCUGUAUUUGACCUUGCCUGGGUACCAGGGGAACACAGGAUUGUCACUGCUUCAGGAGAUCAGACAGCAAAGGUGUGGGACGUGAGAGCCGGCGAGCUUCUUGGCAUAUGCAAAGGUCACCAGUGUAGCCUCAAGUCAGUUGCUUUUUCUAGAUUUGAGAAAGCUGUCUUCUGUACUGGAGGCAGAGAUGGAAACAUCAUGGUUUGGGAUACCAGAUGCAACAAGAAAGAUGGAUUUUAUAGGCAGGUGAAUCAAAUCAGCGGCGCGCACAAUGUGGUAGACAAGCAGACUCCUUCCAAACCAAAGAAGAGGCAGAACCUAAGAGGACUUGCUCCUUUGGUGGAUUUCCAGCAGAGUGUGACUGUGGUGCUGCUUCAGGAUGAGCACACUCUUAUCUCUGCAGGAGCUGUUGAUGGUGUGAUUAAAGUGUGGGACUUGCGCAAGAACUAUGCCACUUACCGUCAGGAACCUGUGCCUUUCAAGUCUUUUUGCUACCCUGGGACCAGCACUCGCAAACUUGGGUAUUCUAGCCUGGUUUUGGAUUCCACUGGUGCCAAUCUGUUUGCUAACUGCACUGAUGACAGUAUCUACAUGUUCAAUAUGACAAGUUUAAGGACUACUCCAGUGGCAGUUUUCAGUGGGCACCAGAAUUCAACCUUUUACGUCAAAUCCAGCACCAGCCCAGACGACCAGUUUCUGGUCAGUGGCUCAAGUGACAGCAACGCAUACAUCUGGAAGGUUUCUGAGCCCAGCCUUCCUCCUCGGAUGCUCUUCGGUCACUCUCAAGAAGUUACCUCCAUUGCUUGGUGUCCUUCAGACUUCACCAAGAUUGCCACGUGCUCCGAUGACAACACUGUGAGGAUUUGGCGCUUACGACGUUCUCCUGAGAUGGAGAAGUCAGCAUGCAGCAAAAUCAACUUGGUGGGCUGGGUGACUCAGAAGAAACAAGAAGAACAACGUGGAGGAGGACUGCCGGCCAGCCCACAGAAUACUCCUGCCAAGGCGUUCACAGUGGGCAGCGCAUGCAUUUCCUCGCCGCGGCCAGCUGCCUGUGCUCCUGUUUAUUCUGGAGACCUUCCCUUGUCUACAAACACUCCAACGGGCGCUCUCAAAACCCAGACGGCCACAGCCUGCACCCCAGCCAAGCGGACUGGAGCCAGCCCAUGUGCUUCACCCAAACCAAUCUCUUCCUCUAAAAUGUCCAUUAAACAUUGGAUUACAAGGACUCCAUGCUCUUCUCCUCCAGAAGUGGGGAAAAAGGCUCCUUCUCCUAGAAAAGCCCUAGCAGAAGUCACCCAAGGUCUCCUGGAAGCCACUUGCCCUCCUCAAGUCCCACAUUCACAGUUUGAGAAGCGUGCCAAGAGAAGGCUUGAGUGCAGCAAGGAGGAUGACGUGGGGCAGAAGUGUCUGCAGACCUGUAGCUGUGUGACUGAACUGGACCAUGCAGCUAAGAAAUCCAAGCUGAAUUUAUGCCACUUGGCUGCAGAUCAAAAAGCUUAUGAUGAAGGCUCUCCCAGCCUGGCUGACUUGGAUAACGACUGCAAAGGCUCCAGCCCAACAGAGCCUUCCUUUCCUGGAAGCUGUAUUAAUCCACUGGGUAUUCAAACUCCCUCCGAUCUUUUCAGAUCUCCAUGUGGGAAAGAUGCUGAGGUAGUAGAUAAAGAGAAUAGUUCACCUGAAAAGAAAAAUUGGUUGUCUGCUCUGGGAGAGAAGCUCCGGACUGGCAGAACUAGCAGCCAGAGCAUGUCAAAUAGCCCCCUGUCAUCUUCCAGUCCUAGUGCCAAACGACAAGAGGCUGUGGCAGCAGCCACUUCGCCGAAAACUGCUGCAACCACCUCAAUUUCCAUGAGGAAGAUAUGCACGUACUUCCACAGAAAGCCAGAGACUGAAGCGGCAUGCAGCAGUUGCACCUGAUGGAUGUUGACGCUGUGAUAUCAAGACCAGAUUUAGCAAUGCCCACAACCAUGUGCCAGGAUUACAGUUUGUUGUCAGACAUUCAUAAACAUGGGGUUUUUUUUCCUCCUGUUUUUAAAGCUGUUAACACUUGAGGUCAGUUGAAUGUGGAAAAUUUACACAAUUACAGAUGCUCUUGAUCUCUUACUCAGUACAGAUGAUGGAAUUUUUUUUUAAAUAAAGAAAAACAGUAUAUUUUAUGUGGCAGCUGUUACAGGCCAAAGACAGAAACAGCUCUGCUGUGCAUUGUUGACAGGCACAUAUAGCUUUUCAGUGUAUAUUACUAACCUGCCAUUGAAACUUUCUCUACUUAAGAAAAAUGUGUAAAUCAUUACACUCUCCCAAAAAGCAAGUGUUGGAAUGUGCUUAAACUUCUUGGAGGUAGAUCUGAGCUCCUUUGUGCUGAAUGGCAAUUCUACCAUUAUUCUUCUAGCAUCACAAUGACUACUCUCUUCCAGCAGGGAAGUUGUGAAUGUGUUAAAUAAGUACAAAAGACUUUUAAACACCCUUGCCCAUCCAAUGGUGGUUAUAGCCUAAGAGGAGACAAACUAUAAUCACGUACAUAAUGCCUGUGCUCCUCUUGCCGCCCCCUUGCUUCUCUCACUUUGAGAUCUUCCAUAUUUACUGACUUAGCCAGCUCUUGAACUAUCAGCACUACAUCUGUUGAAGCCAACAGCUUGUCACUUCUUUGAGAUAAAAUACUGUCAAGGUGUAUUAGAUAAAUUAGUUUGACCUGUCCCAGAUAGACAUCCCAUAACAGCCUGUUGCUCGGUCACCUCUGAUAGAUUAAGCCGGUAGCAAAGGCAUUAAUAACUGCUUAUAACAUAACUUCAUAACACUUUUAUAAUACCAUAUCUAUAAAAGAAUAGAUUUUAAAGUGGGGAAGAGGCACUUAACAUUUUAGAGAGCACUUGACAGAGUUUACACGUUAAUAUUAAUUGCUUUGCCUUUUAAGUCGUCAGUGAUGCUGAAAGAACAAGGUCACUGAAAUGAGAUCACUGUCCUGCUGGCUAACAAUACAAACUCCUCAUCCAUGUUUUCCCCAGGAGGAGGGAACUACUGCAAAAGAAUUGAGGGGACGUGAUCCAACUAUCGUUUUCCAUCUGAAAUUUUCACACCUAUUUUAGGAUAGCAUUGUAUAGUAUGGUAGAGGAAAGGGAUUAGAGGAAAACAUACUGGUUUGUAUUUUAUGUUGUAGAU